This is a messenger RNA of Bursaphelenchus xylophilus (pine wood nematode), 748 nucleotides long. The record is from the annotation of a GenBank genome assembly. NCBI's taxonomy places the organism in Eukaryota, Metazoa, Nematoda, Chromadorea, Rhabditida, Aphelenchoididae.
AUGUUCGAGUUUGGCGAAGAUGGAGUUGUGAAGCAAUCGACAAAAAAGGGAAGAGUGCAAGGAGCCAGCGUGAGAGGUCGACUGCUCUGUGGGACAACACCAAUGAAAGGAGUCAAGGUGAAAAUCGUGGACAUUGAUCCGAGUUAGUUUUUAUUCGGUUGUUGGUUUCUUGAGGCAAAGCAAGCCGGUUCACAGACGCAGCUGAGACAUUAAAAUCGCUGGUUGCGGGCGACUGUAGAAAAUGGGAGAAAACGGUCAAAACAACUUUUUGUCGUUUCUUUGCUAAUUCUUGAUUUUCUGAAAGCAUUCACGAAAAAUAGAAAUUUUUGGUCUCAAAAUUUCGGCCUCUGCAAACCGCGAGCUAAAAAUUGCCGUAGAAAAUUCUGAGCUCGUUUCUACAAUCUUUAUUCAGAUUUUAGUGAUCGUUGUACGUUAAGAAAUUUUCCGGUAAAAUUUAAUUUUACGUUCAUUGUUUCCAGGACCGGAUCUGGACGAUUUACUCGGUGACGUUCUUACCGACGACGAUGGCUAUUUCCACGUGAGUGGAGCGACGCGAGAAGACACUAAUAUCGAAGUUAUGAUCAAGGUCUACCACGACUGUGACGAUCCUUUGCCUUGCCAACGAAAAGUUGUCUGGAAGGUGCCCCCAAAAUAUUACAACAACGGAACGUUCACUGAGUGGUUCGAUGUCGGCACAAUUAAUAUGGAAAUGAAAUUUGUGGGAGAGGAGAGAGACUGCAGACAUUGA